AGAAGAUAAACUACAUCUUUUAUCUACGGUUGUCAGUGUUGAAAAUUAGAAACACGGAACUUAUAUAAAACUACAGAACAAAUCAAAGUUUUAUAGAUAGCUCUCACAGUUUCUCAUUUUCUCUCUAGUAGCUCAAAUCUCUGUCAUAUAAAACUUAGGGCCGUUUGGAAGAAAAGUUUGAAUAACGUUGUUGGUAGGUUUUUGAAAAACGUGUGGGUAAAAAAGUGUGUGAAAAUGUGUGUAAUGUUGUUUAAAAACUGAAAAUAUGUUAUUUAGCUUCUACCAAACAGGGCCUUAGAAAUUUCAAAGCCAAUUUCAUAGCUCUCAAUCAUGGAAAUUUCGAAGCUCUAGGUCAUGGAAAUUGCAUAGCUAUUGGUCUCUCAAUGCGGUGGCUCUGUCUCACCGUCACUCACAAAAUCGAAGUUGAAGUCUUCUGUCAACUCCUCUACUCUUAGCCUACCUCAUCUAAUCUCCCCCAAUUUUCUAGGGUUUCAAGUUCAAUUGCCACUGCGACACUAAGAUCAUUUUGCCUGAUUUGUCUCGAUUCUUCAAUGGAGACAAAUUCGGUGCGUUUUCAUGUUUUGUUUAUUAAUUGUAAUGUUUGGUUCCUGGGAAAAUUUUAGGGUGAAUAUUUAAAUUCUCUCUCACUUCCUCUCUCUCCCCAAACCCCCAAGGUUCCCUCUCUCUCUCUCUCUCUCUCCCUCUUCCUGUGUAUAUGCCUAUAUAUAGGUUUUUGUAUCUUUCUUAGAUGGCUUUGUGUUUUGUUUUAGAGUCUACUACAAAGGAUGGUCAAGCUAAUAAAAAACCCCGUCCAAAGGAUAGAUUUGACUCAAGAACUAAUGCGAUGAAUGAUGGAGGCAAUGAUGCUACUUUGAUUGUUUUUAGUAGGGAUGUCAGCUACAAUAACAUUCAGGGUGAAAUUCCAUACAGCUUACCUCCCAAUGCCACAAAUAUAAAUAUGGCAUACAACUAUUUGAGACAAAAUAUUCCCCACUCUCUACCAGCCAUGAAAUGUCUCUAACAUCAGUGAGUUACUUCUCCCCCUAAGUGCCUAUUUACUAAAUUGCUUUUGCUUUUUGGUUAUUCAAUCAGAAUCUCUUAAUUCUUUUCUUGGAGAAAUCUAAACCAUAAUUAGUUAUCUGGACCAAUUGACAAUGUCUUUACUGGCUUAUAGAAUCUCAGAGAGAUGUAUGUGUUCUUCACCUGAUCCUUAUAUUUCCUUUUCCCUGGCGUUUGAAGUGAAAAGAAAAUAAUGCAAAGUACAAUAUUCCAUGAAAUACAAAGAGGAUGUUGUUGAUGCUAGUAGAAUCUUGAGGAGGUAUGAAGUUGGUGAUGAUCUUGAUGAAGGUAUGUAGCAAAUUAUGCAGCAAACAAGAACUCUCCAAAUACCUUUUAGUGUUCAAGGAUUGGCUAUUGUAAAUACUUUUAAGUGUAUUAUUCAAAACAGGUUUUGUGUAGCAAGUAGUGAUUCAUGUUUCAAAUUUAAAAAUGUAAAGGGCAAUAGAUAGAGUAGUUGAGUUAUGUUGAUUUGUACAAUUUGUUUCAUUGUGUUAAAAAGAGUAGUUGAAUGGCUAUUGUAAUUCAAUUUGGAAUUAAACAAUUGCGUUUACGUUUA
This is a messenger RNA of Quercus lobata, 1615 nucleotides long. Its product is annotated as protein STRUBBELIG-RECEPTOR FAMILY 2-like. Lineage: Eukaryota; Viridiplantae; Streptophyta; Magnoliopsida; Fagales; Fagaceae. The coding region runs from base 749 to 1021 and encodes 90 amino acids. The record is from RefSeq and is a predicted model, not a curated record. The transcript has 4 exons.